AUGGAGGACGAUGCGGUUCCUACGAUUGAGGAACUCAAAAAGCUUAAAGUUGUGGAUUUAAAGGCACGGCUAGCAUCCCUUGGACUUCAAACAUCAGGUAGUUUUGAUUAGUAUUUAUUCCACCUAUUUUAAAUGAACUUCUCAGAUAUAUGACACUUUGUUUGGAAGCAAAAGUGUUCAUUUUGUCUGUUUUCCACGUGCACUUUACCGUUUACGCUGUAUCGUUUAAGGUUAAUAGUUUUACACUUGUUUUGUUUUAUAGGUCUUAAGGCGGAACUAGUGGCGAGACUUCAUAGUUACUUCUUGUCGGUAGGUUGUGACUACAAAAGUGCAAUGUCUGCAGAAUUUAAUAAAAUAAGGCCGCCCCACUCAUGUGCUGAAACUCGUUUGAUAAAAUUCGACUUAAAACAGCAACGUAUUCAAUCAGCAUACUUAGCUCUCACUUCAGUUAGUCUAAAUUAAGUAAAAAGCUUCAAAUCUGUGGAUUAGAUUACAUGACAGAACAUUACCUACUGUGUAUCAAACUAAAAGUGAACAACCAUGCCAGACUGAUUAACAAGCAACUCUACCUUAACUACAGAAUACAGGGCAAAUUUGUUAGGUAUAUUCUUUGGGGUGGCUCAGCAUCAGUGAUGAGCUACUGAGCCGUCAAGCCGCUAAACCAACUGAGCCACUGAAACAUAAUUGUAUCUAACCUUUGCUGAAGGCCAUUGAUCCACUGAGCCACUAAAAUAUAUACUGUUACUUGUUCUUUAAAUUUCAUACUCUGAUAUCUUUUUUAUGUCUGUCUUAUACUUAUACGUCGUAUAUUUUUCUCAUUCUUUGAACACUUGUCAUGGCUAGCAAGCCACCCAGCUACUUCUUUUUAAGACUUUAAAAUUUGGCCAGAUAUUCUGUAGUUGCACCGCAACUCUUUGCCCCUAGGUCAAACCAAGUUCAUCAGUUAGGUUUGGAGCAUGACCGGGUACAGUUGACUUGUUAGAAUGGUGUGAAUGAUGAGUAAAAAUAUUGAGAUUCUCUCUGCAGUAUCCAUGAAUAUCUACAUGAGAUUUCUGACACACCAGCACUAUUGAUUAUUCUACCAAAAAAUAUUGGUACAUGGCUACUUUUGUUUAUUUUCUCUGUAAUUGUUGCUUGCAUUUUUUUUUUGUAGCUCCAAAAAACCCAGCAGUUAGUUCAAGUUGAAGAAAGUACAGAUCAUAGAGGUUUGUUUUCUAAAAUGCUGUGGUAUCUACAAUGUUGUAUAAUUUUUUGAAAUAACAUCUCAUGCGGUACUUUUAUCACUGAAGUGGUUAAUUUAUUGUAAUGUUAAAUUGGUACUAAUAUCUAAAAAAUCUAAAGCACUUGCUUUGCAUUGAACAGUUGGUGAAUGUAGAACUCUAGGCCAACAGCUUAUUGUCUACAGUGAUGUUUGGAUUUCAAUCAUGUAUCUUUUGUGAGAAAAGGUGUUGAGCACAUAUGCUUUAAUCACUGCUAGCAUGUUUUUUUAAGAUUUGAAUUUUGAGAUUUCUUUAAAUUGUUAUUUUAUUAUUAAUGAUACAUUAUUUUAUUAGAGUUUGUUCAGAAGACACUAGUUUUUUCCUUUUGUAUCAGAACCUGGGUAUCCAUCUCAACCUGAGCCUAGCUCCACACAAUCAGCAUCCGUCAGUGAUGAAAAAGAACAAGUUAAACCUCAGACAAUUCCAGCAACAGAAACCCCUGCUCCAUUUUAUCAGUUGGAACAACAUUAUCCUGUGGUAGUCAUGAAAACAGAGGAUGCACCACUUACAGCUCAUGUACCAGUACUAAUACCCGAAGAAAAACCUGCUAUACAACAAACUGCCACAGGUAGUGAAAUGCCUGUUUUGCGUGAAGAGCCUGGUUAUCAACCGCAACGUGCAGAUGUGGAUGUUGCAGAUCAGCAAGUUGAAGUUCAUAAUGUUGAUGAAGGUGAUCAAGCACAGAACAUUGUAUAUUCUCAGGAGGAAAGGGACAAUGAAGAUUUACCCGAACCAGGAGAUGCAAGUGAACAAAUGCAUGAGCCAACUCAAGAGGACAUUUCUGAGACUCCUGUCACUGAGCAGCAAGUAAUUGCCCCUGAGUUAAAGGACAAUCUCCCAGCACAAGUUUCCUGGACACAGGAGACUACACCAGUGGGUGUGCAAGAAACUGAUGAAUUUUACAUUUCAGAGGAACAAGACAUUCCACAAGCAAACAGUGCUUAUGCUGGGGAAUAUCGUGAAGAAUCCCAUGAUGGUGAUAUUCUGGUGUCUUCAGAAACCCGUGAGCCAUGGGUUAUGGUUGAUUAUCCUCCAGCAGAAGAAGUAAAGGAAAACCGUUUUCUGCCUCAGGACAAUUUGUCUGCUCCUGAACAUGUGCAAAUGGAAACAACAAAUGAUCAACUUAUGCAGGAAAUACAACAACCACAAAUGCCGGAAGAAGCUGAACGCGAGUACCAUAAUGACGUUGAAGGUGUAGAAAAUGAAGAGGUUGAUGAAACACCAGUUGUUGAGGUACAUUGUACAUGCAUGAAUUUGUAAUCAAACUUUGUUUUCACUUCUUACGGGAAUGCAAGUUGAAGGUAGUGUUUCCCAAUAUAUCACGCCAAUUGCUUCCAAAAAACACAAAGUCACUAAUAGUUUUGUUGUUGUAUUGUAAAUAAUUAUUGGUAGUAAAUUAUUGUUAUUGGGUCUAGUUUUUUUGUUGACAUCUUAAAGUGUCUUUCCUUUUGUUUAAUGAUUAAUUUGAUUAAUCUGUUUUUCAUUUUAGAGCAAAGAAAAAAAGAAAAGGAAGAAGAAGAAGAAGAGAAGGAAGAGGAUAGAGGUGAGAGGAAAUGGAAGGAUCUUAAACCCUAAUGUGUACUGUAUUAUGUUUUAAAAGUUCAUAAAAAGGCUUCAUACGUCCUUAUUUUUUACAACCAGUCAUUAAAUAGGAUCCAGAAUCUGUUUCUUUGUUUUAAUCAUGUUACUGUCCUGCAUUUUAACAUUUUAGACUAAUUAACUGAAUUUUAACUCCUGCAGGUUCUUUUUUCCAUUUAACUUUUUGUUACAGAAUAAUCUUUAAGGUUCAUUUAACAUGAACACAGUAUAAAUGCCACAGUUUACAACGUACCUGUCAUCUUGGCAAGUUCUAGACAUCUUGGGUAACUGUGCUUGAUGGCUUUACCCACAUUGUAAUUUACUGUAGUUUUUUCUUGCCUGUAGUUUGUUCAAGAACAGCCACAUGAUGUUGAGGAAACUGAUGAUGUUGAGGUGGAAUAUGUGACUGAAUCCCUUAGUCCACAUGAUCCUAACUACAGAGCUUUUGCUAAGAUAUUUGAGGCAUUCAAGGUAACGAAUUUCAUAAACUCCUUAGUUUUCUCCUUGUGAUUUUAUUCUGGUAAUAUAGUAAUAAAAUUUAGUGGCAUUUUCUGGUUAGGACAACCUACUUCACACCGUAGAUUUCUCACAAACUGUGCAUGUAAUCUGCCUUUGCAAGUUACUUUGAUUUAAAAAGCAAUGGUUUCUUAACUUUCAAUUUCCAGCCAGUUUUUUAGCUCCGAUGGUGUUCGCAAUUUGUUACCAGACUGGACCAUAAUACAAUUUUAACUGGUUAUUUUGUGUUGAUUCUCUAUACCACAGUUAACUGACCCUGUCAAAGAAGAUGCAACACAGAAAAAGGCUGACCAAAAAGAAGAAACUGUGAGUAAAAUUUUUUUUCUUGUUGGCCUGCUUCAAGUGAAUCAACCACUUCCAAAUCAAUGUCUAACUACAAAGACUCAAGAGUCUAUGGUCCCUUUGAAAGGAUUAAUCAAUUAGCACUGAAUCAAAUCAUCUUUCAUGGAAAGCACAAUCAAAUCCAUCCAAAGCCCCUUGCAUGGCACAAGGUGGAUAGGGGCAGUUGGAGAAUCAGUGGGAAGAUAGGUGCAUAAAAACUGAUAUGAGUAGUCCAUGUUGAAUAAAACUUUUAUGAGUGUUGUGAAGUUACUGCCCUGCUUAGCUUUGUGCAGGAAAUUCACAGUCACACAAAAAGAAAAGAAACUAAUGACUGUACAGCAACAUAGAAAAUAUUACAGGGCAAAAUUAAAUUCAGAGGUUGAUUGUCAAUCUCCUUUGUCUCUAAUUCAUGAAUAAGGGCUAGGAGACCAAGGAAACUGAGAAUCAACCCAGGUUAAAAAUUUUUGACCUGAAUUUAACUUUGACCUGUAACAUACUGUUUAUGUAUUUGUAAAGAUAGAAAACCAACUAAGCAAAACUGAGGUAGAAACUGUUAAGGAUAGAGUUUUAUUCUUUAUGUAUUCCUUCACAUAUUCACAGUUGAGGGUAUCUGUUACAGGUCGCAGCAAAGAAAACUGAAGCAAAAGAUCAUAGUAUGGAUAAAGAUGAUGAUGAUGAUGAUGAUGACGAUGAUGAAGAUAUGGUGGUAAGACAAACAUGUAUCUGAUAUUUCAAUCAAUUCUUUACAUGUAUUUUUCACAAAUGUCUUUUUACGGAUUUAUCAGUUUCUUGACAGAUAUUAUUAAUUUUAUCAUGGUUAUUGUGCAUAAAAGGUUUCAUUUUAUCAUUUGUCUCUGUCAUUUGUGUAUAGAGGGUUUCGAUUAUCAUUUGAGAUGUUGAGGUGCUUUUGUUUUUUGGUCUUGGCAGAAAAAAUCUGAAGAUGAUCAACCUAAGCUCUCCAAGAAGAAACUAAGAAAAAUGAACAGGCUUAGUGUGGCUGAACUAAAACAGGUUUGUGUUGUUUUGUUUGGAAAGCUUUAUGUUGUAAAAGCAUUGUUUGAUUGUGAUUUUAUCGAGACAGAGGAAUGAUCCAUGAUUGGAUUAGUGGCUGCAUAUAUGACAGCGCAACAUCCUUUUUUGCUUCUAUUUCUUUCAUUCAUGUGCUUAUGAAUAUUUUAUUAUAAAUGCUACUGUUAUUUUGUUUAGUUGGUUCCAAGACCCGAUGUGGUGGAAAUGCAUGAUGUAACUGCUCAGGAUCCUAAAUUCCUUGUAUUUUUAAAGGUAACACAGCUAAGAUGUUUUUAUUGAUAUGAAGGUAGACAGUUCAUGUUUAAUCUCUGUAAUAAAAAUAGACAGUCUGCACCAAGGUCUCCACUAUAUAUAAAUUCUUUCUCUAGUUUUCUCUUAGAAAAGGGUUGAUUGAUUACUUGUAAGGUUAAGGCAGUCAAGAGUGAGUCAACAGGUGGCCCACCAAUCUUAAAUUCUACAACAAGACUCUGACUCCUAGGCUGUAGAUGAGUGUUACUACUUCUCAUGUGUUGAUUUUAGUUCUACUGUUUUCUUCUUGAGUGUGUAUUGUCCUUACAUUUGCUUAGUUGCUUUUGUUGAAGCCUACAAUUUAUGUUUUCUUCAAAGGGGAUUUCUUUAAAUUGCCUUUACUAUUUGCCUUUGACUGCUCCCACACUUUGAGAUUCACUUUGCAUUUGUUGUUAAGUGAAAGCAUUAUCUGUGGGAAGAGCACAUUAAACUGACACAACUCAUUCCUAGGAGAACAGAAUACUCACUGAGCUUGUAGAUUACAGUGUCAGCACAUUUCCCUUAAUUGUUCACACUUUGUUUGCAGGCUACAUGUAGAUAUUUUUUUGAUGACUGUUACAUUCUCUCUUAUUGCCUUCAUUUCAGUCAUGUCGUAACACCGUCCCAGUCCCCAGACAUUGGUGCUUCAAAAGAAAAUACCUUCAGGUACUGCACUUUAUUUUCUUACCUUAAGAUACUUUUUGAAUAAUACCUUUUCUUAACAAGUGCUUAUAGAGUUUGAACAUGGCCUGUGCCUACAAUAAACUUUUUGGUAAGAUACUCAUUGGUAAGUUUCUUUGUUCAAAAACCAUCCUCCGAGACCCAGGGGCAGAUGAAGGGGGCGAGGGAAAGUCUAAACGGGCGGAAAAAUAUAUAUGGAACGAAGAAAAGUAAAGAACGGCGAGAAGAGCCCCUGGGGACAAUGUCUUACCAGACCAGUUCCAAAGGGUCGCCAGGGGCUCUUCUCGCCGUUCUUUACUUUUCUUCGUGUCACAUUUUUCCGCCCGUUUAGACUUUCCCUCGCCCCCACUAUCUGCCCCUGGGUCUCUGAGGAUGUUCAAAAACCAGCAUGGUAGUUUUGAACACGUAGACCUGUUAAGGAAAAUUCAUUUUGCCGUGGUUCUCCGUCUACACUUUUAACAAGGAAAAUUCUUGACAAGGAAAACUGUUUAUUGUUAGAAAAUAAAUGAGCAAUGUAUUGGCUGCGUACAUUUAGCUUUCAAUACAAAUGUAAAUUAACGUUUGCAGAAGAAAUUUUCAUUAGACUGGCCAAUACCAGAUGCACGUCUUACUUUCUGUACAAUCAAUUAUCAUUUGUUUGUUCAGUUCCUUGCAUCUGAAAACUAAACAUUUGCAUGUAUCUCUACUUGCAGAAUAAAUAUGCUCAGUUAUUCCUGCAACUUACAAUACCUGCACAUGUAUUUCAGUAAGCUCAGACCUACCUGGAUAUGAUCAAAUCCCCUCAACUGAAAUAGUAAUUUUUCUAGUCAAAGUUGACCUUGUUAUUGGAGAUGUUAUUAUUCUUAUGCCUUACAUGUUGUCAUUUUUCACCAUCUUUAAGGGUAAAAGAGGUAUUGUGAAGCCACCAUUUGAACUGCCUGAGUUCAUCAAGGUUUGAUUAAAGAUCAUUAUUUUCAGAACUGAAUUUUGUUAUUGUAAUACAUGUAAGUUUACAGAUACCUGUACCUAUAUUUUUUUUAUGGUAUUUGAGUGGAAUGGAAAUUUGUUUUUGUUUUCUGGAUGACAUGAUUCCAACUCCCAUUAGAAUCACAAUUUUUGUCUCUCCUGCUAACUUAUGAAUCAGAUAUGAUGAAAAAUAAACCGUAAAAUUUCCAAAUUAUUUUGCUUGAAAACAUUGGAUGUGAUGCAUCCAUUCAAAGAAAAAAACUACAUCUAACAAGGGACAAACCAUAUAAUUGCUAUUAUGGUAACUGUCUUAGCAUUUUUUAUCUUCAAAUUUGUUUAUGUAGACCUAAAAUACAUUGUCUCUAAUCUGUGGGUACUUUUUCCUUUUUUUAGAGAACUGGAAUCAUGGAAAUGAGGGAAGCAAUGCAGGAAAAGGUAUCUUGAAUAUUUCACUAGAGAGACACAAGAGGAUCCUCCACUGGCCAGAUAUGCUAAAGUUCAUUGACCUCAUAAAGUCGAUGCUUAAAAUUACCACAAAAUGACCCCUCAGUACCAAAACUGCUGCUCAGUUUCCUUAGUCAGAAGAGAAAUUUUGCAAAUAAGCCAUGAACAUUACAUUCUUCCUUUUCUCAACUUUCACUGUGACAGUAAGUUAGUAAUGUUUACAUUUGUGUAGUAGAUUAUCAUAUAGCUCAUACAUUUGCUUUUGUUGUUGAUCACAGGAAGACCAAAAGACCAUGAAAGCAAAGAUGAGAGAAAAGGUAGUGUAAACAAUACUCAAAUGAGGAGGUUUUACUAUUCUUUCCACUAGCAAAAAUUAAUGGUGACACAGUGUAUUUUUCCAUGCAGGAAUCACAGUAUUACUUUCUCUUGCAUUUGAUUUUAGGUCAGACCAAAGAUGGGAAAGAUUGACAUUGACUAUCAGAAACUUCAUGAUGCUUUUUUCAAGUGAGUAUUUUUUCUCAUCUUUAACCUGUUGUUAUAGCUUGUUGGGUAAUAGCCAGUAUAGAGGCUUUCAUUAUACAUGGCCUUCUUUUGAUAGUGCACCUUAUACCUCACUCCAAGUACAGACAAGCAUAGGCAAGAAGGCUUAGUCUAAGAACACAGUCCUUUGAUUUUUUGUGAAUGUAAUGGUUGUGAUCUCUUUUUGUAGAUGGCAAACAAAGCCUAAGAUGUUAAUACAUGGGGAACUUUAUUAUGAGGUGAGCUAGGAUUUGUACUCAAUGUUUUUUAUUGCAUAUUCAAUAAAAUUAUAGGUUAGAAACACAGCUGCUUCUCACCACUCUUUCUCCACCACUUGGACAUAUUGUGGGAGUGAUAAAAGAGGUUACUGUAUUCAUAAUCUUCACUUUCAAUUGAAUCUUCUUUAGGGAAGGGAAGGUUGUGACCUUAAAGCAAGGUUUCAAGAAAAACAACAAGCAAAGGAAAGUCCUGAUCCUAAUUCCUCUUUUUUUUAAUCAGGGAAAGGAGUUUGAGACAAAAUUGAAAGAGAAGAAGCCAGGAGACUUGUCAGAUGAGCUUCGGACAGCCCUUGGGAUGCCAAUUGGCCCUAACAAUCAGCUAGUUCCGCCGCCAUGGUUAAUUGCCAUGCAAAGAUAUGGACCCCCGCCAUCAUACCCCAGCUUAAAAAUCCCUGGAUUAAAUGCACCUAUUCCUGAGGUAAGGAUGGAAAAGCGAAACAUGUUCAUUUGUCAUUCAAUAUGUUUUUUUAUUUUAUUGGCCGAUAGGAAGAAACUUGCUGUCAUGAUCAAAACUGCAAUACUGAAAUGCUCUACUAAAACACACUCUGUAUCAAGUCCAUAUCUCUCUCUUGUUCUAUUGAUAGUGCCAUCACAUUACAGAUGCUAAUAGUUCCUCUGCGUAUGAUGCUUAAUCGCAAGCCUUGGGUAGUUUAAGUGGAAAAAAGUUCUGGUACAAAAGCAGAGCUUGUUUCAAAUGUGGAUCAAUUUAGGUUUUUGGGAUAUGUGAGCACCUACCCCUCCCCUAAGUUAAAAUUUUGCCCUAAGUGAGGAGUAAGUGUUUAUGUUGACUUAUGGGAGGGAAGUCAUGUUUCAGACCGUUGUUGAAACUUUUUGUCAAAGACGAUGAAAGUUUGUGUACUGUAACAGUAAAGUAAUUUUGUAUACAACUUGAUGUGUCCAGGAAUAUUUGUUAAAUGGUUGUUGUUUUUUUUUUUGCAUUUAAGAUACAAUUACCCAUGUCUCGACUUCCCAUGUUAUCAGAUUGCACAAAUCACAGCCUUGAUAUUUUUUGUUUUCCUCCUCAGUCUAGUUUUCCAAUAAAUCGUUAUUGUUUAACAUGGACCCUGUGUUUGUAUGCUGUAUUGUUUGCUGCAGGGUGCAUCAUUUGGUUACCAUGCCGGUGGCUGGGGUAAGCCUCCUGUGGAUGAACAAGGCAAGCCACUGUAUGGUGAUGUGUUCGGUAUCCAGCAGCAGGAGGCUCCUGUGGUAGAGGAAGAUGAACAGAUUGAGAACCAACCUUGGGGCGAGCUGGAAUCUGAGUCAGAAGAGGAAUCCGAGUCAGAGGUAUCCGAUGGGUGGGGAGGGAAAGGAAACAUGAAUCACCUGUGAUCACAUGGGUGGGGAGGAAAAGGAAGCAUGAAUCACCUGUGAUCAAGCUGUCUUGACACAUGGGUGGGGAGGGAAAGGAUGCACGAAUUGCAUCCUUUAAAAGCUGUCAUGAGGGGAAGAGGGCCAGGCACCACCUUUCAGUUGUAGGCUUGUAAAUGAGCCUUAUGUUUUACUUAAUCGCGGGCAUUUCAUGUUAGCUCGUGUUAGUUUUUUAUCCAACCAGGGCAUAAUCAAGGCGAACCACAAGGACUGGGACAAAUCUCUCAAGAAAUGUGAAAAAAAACCUUAGUACAGUUUAUUUAUUUUUUCAAUUAAAGGAAGAAUCGGAAGAGGAGGAAGAUCAAACAGGUCUCAUUACACCAGCUGAUACGUAAGUUUGUCAGUCUCCGUUACCGAUUUCAGUUCAUCAAGUGUUAACGUGUUUAAACAAUAAUUUGACUUGUUUGCAGGGCGAGAACCCAAUAAUUCCUCACGGUCAUAAAGUAUGAGCCAUUUCCAGCAUUUUUAAGGAGAGAGUAUUCAUAGAUGCAUUUAAGACAAUGGGUCCGUCAUACAAUCGAAUAAUUUUAGAAAAAUUUGAAACCGAUCAAGGAAAUAAGGUAAUUCAAAAAUUAAUAACUUUUUGCUGUAGUAAAACCGAAUAGCGCAAAAAAAUAUAGUAGAACAAGAUAGCUCAUUUUCAUUUGAGGAAGCGAAAAGGGGAUCUAAAAACCAAACUCUUUCUUGUCCUGUUAUGGCUAAUUAGCGCCUGUCUUAGAUUUCUUCCCGAGCGUCUUCUUAGUGACUAAUUCACGUUAGACGUUUCGCCGUGGUCUUGGUUAAUCUGUUUCAAUCGGUUCUUUGUUUUGUCAUUUUGUAGUGGACUUAUCACCCCGAGCGGUUUGACAUCCAUUCCAGCUGGUAUGGAAACACCAGACAUGAUUGAACUACGUAAACGAAAGAAUAUCGAGGAAGCCAUGGAGGUUGGUUCUGAACAGCAACCGCUGUACACCGUGUUACCGGAAAAGAGAAUCAGCGUGGGCGCGGCUAUGAUGGGAUCUGCGCAUGUGUACGACAUGACGUCGGUAAAUAUUAGUGUAACAAGUGCUGUUGUUCAACGCUGGUUACUUUGAAAUGUAAAUACAGUGUAGACUUUCGUUUUAUCGAAAGAUUAACCGUUGAUCAUUGUCAUCAUUUUUUAUUAUCUGAGCAAAACAAUUUACUGUUUUUUUCCCUGCUCUAUAGGCAGCUGCAGGUGCUCAAAGAAAAGUAAGUUCUGUCAUUGACUGCACUUAUUUGUAACGUGGAUCACGUGCAUUGUAACUUCUUACAUUAUUAUGACCAAUCAGCUGACUCCCUUUUUGAUACCAGGCUGGAGCGCCUCUGACUGAGGGUGUCGAGGUGGCACUGGACCCGAGUGAGCUGGAGCUGGACCCGGCGGCUAUGCAGGCCAGGUUAGCAGUUAAACGAUUUUAUUUGCUGAGAGCCCGAAGUUGUCAUUUGACUGUCUAAAUUGGUUUGCUGAGCCUGAUGAUUGGUUCACAGAUCUCACGCCAUUUUUCGGCCAGUCACAGUCAACUUUGACUCGCUAGCAAGCUCCUUUUCUCUGAACUCUGGUUGGUUCAGUUCUUUGGCAGGGUGUACAAUUAAUAUUCUCGAUUUGUUCUUACUUAUAUUUGUCGCGUUUCUCAGAUACGAGGAGCAGCUUAAAGAAAGAGAAAGCCAAUUACAGAAAGAAGACCUGAGCGAUAUGGUGGCGGAACAUGCAGCUAAACAAAAGGUUAGCGACUUUUUCUUUUAUAACCUCAGUCUUAACGUGUCCAGAAUGGGUAAUUUUGAAUGGCGAGGUCUGUGCGUGGCAAAUAUUAAGCGCACGAACAAUUUUCUGUAUUUGUGACUCUCAUGAGAAAACCGGUCUUAUGAAUUUUCACCAUAAGCGUGAAAAGAAAACCACGGUCACGGGGCGUGAAAUACAAAUUUCACAACGUGAAUUCAAAUUUUUACGCCUUGUUCACUCAAGUUCAAGGUCAUCUUAAUGGAAUGGAUGUGCCUCUUCACAACUGCCUCCAUUUGUAAAGGUACCGUUUGAACAAUUUCAACUUGGAUUGAACUGAGCUAAUUAAGUUGGUAAGUAAGUAAAUAAAUGAAUAAUCAAAGUAGAUAAAUAAAUAACUAACUAAAGAUUUAGUGGUAGGCCAUCCACUAAGGUUUUCUUCGUCUACUGUUCUGGAUGGAACUGCAAUUUCAAAAUGUUGGUUUUAGAGGGCAGGGGGAAACCGGAAUACCCAAAGAAAUACGUGUCGUAGCAAGAACCGAGAGAAUCAACAACAACACUCAACCCAGAGUAUGGCUUCUUAUCAGGAACCUGAACCCAGGCCUAAUUGAUGGAAAGCGUGUACCCUAGGCUCGAUUACCAGCCGCUGUUCGGGAAAAUGAGCCCACACUGAUCAAAGACCGGACUCGGGAGAUGGCGGAAAUUGAGCCUACGUGUACCCUGACCCGCACUGUUGCUCCUUUAAUUAUACAGCGCUUGUCAGAGGGUCUGAAUGGGGUUUAGUGUUAAGUGUUAUUUGCCCAUAAUUUUUAGCGUGUGCUGUUAAAUUGGCCAAUUUUUAAUGUUUACUGUUUGCGAAGAAAAUACCGUUAAGUGUUUGGAGGGUUCUUCGGACAUCUUCGGCAAUGGUCGGACCUCUAGGUUGGUCUUUGGAAAUCUUCGACAGUCUCCGGGAAUCGUCAGUAGCCUUCGGAAAUCUUCUGAUAUAAUCCGGGAUUGUCGUUAAAUGGCCGAAAACUCCUUGAUAUACUAAACAAAAUAAAAUUGGCCUUUUUGGAGCUGUUUUUCAAAGAAUUUUUCAAUGUUAGUGUUAAAAUGCUUAAAAUUUGACUGUUUCAUGUUACAAAGCCCAAAAAUGAAGUGUUUAGUGUUAUCGAGGUACCUCCAUUCAGACCCUCUUGUCAAGUUGUCAAUUAUUUGGUGAUCUGCUCAAACUGUCUCGAUAUGUGGUCCAACAAAUGUCGGGGCCAAAUUCUGUACCAGUUUUUAUGGGUCUCGAACUGUAUGAAGUGAAUUUUAUCUUUCGUGCUCCAUGGUUAAGCACACUUUCUGCAAAGGAACGAUGGGCUGCAUCCUAUCAAGGCUUUGAUACUGUCUAUGCUAGUGUAAUAGAUAGUUUAGGGUAAAGAUUAGACACUGAAAUUGUCACCUAUUGCUUGUGUAGAAAACAUUGAAAACUCUUAAUAUGUAUGUUUUUUCUGGUUUCACAGAAACGAAAAAAAGCGACAGACAGCGGCAAAUCUGCUAAAAAGUACAAAGAAUUCAAGUUCUGAAGGCAGGGAUGAAACUUGCUUACAACACAUUUGUAUGUAAAUAGCAAUAUACUAAGCUGUACGAGUUCAGAAACUGCCGUGUUGUGAUUUCACAAUGCUAUCCUCUUCCUGUAAAACGUACUUCAAAAGCUGUUUGUGUUCACUGUCAAAGCGUCAAGCUAGAUAUUAAGAUUUAUUUUUAACUCCAAUAUGUCAAGAUUCGGGCCUCUUUUAUAUGCGUUGUACUAACGAACUCACUUACAGUCUUUAAAUCGUGCAUUCAGUGAAUAAAAUCCUUUCACAGUUCUUCUGGUGAAAAUGUUCCGAUUGGACUCAUUGUUUUUGUUGGAUUCUAUAAAACAUGCUGUAAGCACUAUGGAGUAUUGUUCAUGGUUUAUUUACGCAAUAGACCACACUUUCUAUGGGUUUUCUAUGGGUGAUGACCCACGCGGG
This is a messenger RNA of Porites lobata, 12904 nucleotides long. The record is from the annotation of a GenBank genome assembly. NCBI's taxonomy places the organism in Eukaryota, Metazoa, Cnidaria, Anthozoa, Scleractinia, Poritidae.